CAUGGGCACAGAAGCUUGCCAUUGCCUAAUGCAGUUUGUUUAUGAUAAAAAAAAUCCAGUAUUCUAGAAAGCGACAGGAUGUUGAAAAUGGGUUAAGAGCUGUACUAUUAUAGGUGACUUUACCUUUAACCUUAAGCAUCCUAAAAUGGUAUAAAAUGUACAGUACAAUCCCUCUAAUUUAUUAACGGUUCACAUCCGACAGAAUUUGCUCAGAACCCCUCGUAUUCUUCACUAUAAUGGCUUCUGAUUCAAAUUACCUGAUAGUCAGGCCAGAGAAAGGUGGGAUUCUGGACUUGGCCAAAUAUUUGGUGCUGGGGGACAUAAGAAUCGGUGUCAAGUUUUUGGAAAUUGAGAAUUCCACUGAUGCAGAACAACUAUUGGUUGGUGAGCAUAGAUGGGCUAUUAUUGUCUCUAUUAUUGUGCGUAAGAUUAUUGGGUUGUUUGGUAAGCCCUUGGAGUACACUGGCUAUAUUGUGGAUUUCAUUCUCAAUCUUCUUUCUCAGAAUGGGAACCUCCUUGGCUUACUCUACAACCUUCUCCAUGGCAAGGUGGUGAUUCCACAAAGAGGCACGCAGUCUUUUCUUAGUACAAUCGGGCAUUUGGAUGGGCGAAUCGACCUUUACAAGGGCCGGUACUUGGUGGAGCAAUUGACCGGUGCUUCUGAUAUGGAGGAGACUAGCAUGAAUUUGGAAUUAGGGAACCGAGCUCUCAUGGACCUCUGUGUGAUGGCAUCUAAGUUAGCAUAUGAGAAUGCUGAAGUUGUUAAAUAUGUAGUUCAUCACUGGAAGAUGCAUUUUGUAGACUUUUACAACUGCUGGAAUGAUUUCCAAAAGGAGAUGUCCACUCAAGUUUUUAUACUGUGUGACAAGCCCAAAGAUGCAAGUUUAAUAUUGAUCAGCUUUAGGGGCACAGAACCUUUUGAUGCUGAUGAUUGGAGUACUGACUUUGAUUAUUCAUGGUAUGAGAUACCAAAAGUGGGAAAAGUCCAUAUGGGAUUCUUAGAAGCGUUAGGGUUGGGCAACAGAACUAAUGCUGAAACCUUCCAAUAUCACCUUCAGUUGAAGGGAGCAAAUUUCAGCCUGUCAGAAAGUGAUGAUGUGACUGGAAACUCCUCAAAAGGUUCUGAAACAAUACCAUCAAGAACUGACUUUGGCAUAGAACACAAUGGUAGUGAUCACUCUUUUGAUUCUAAGGAGCUAGCUAGUACUGUAAUCCCACCGGAAGCACUGGAGAUGACCGCAUAUUAUGCUGUGAAAAAGAAGCUGAAGAGCUUACUCAAGGAUCACAAGAAUGCAAAAUUUGUGGUCACUGGGCAUAGCUUAGGUGGAGCCCUUGCUACAUUGUUCCCAAUGGCGCUUUUGCUACAUGAGGAGACUGAGGUACUGCAAAGAUUGUUGGGUUUAUAUACAUUUGGACAACCAAGGGUUGGGAAUCAGCAGCUGGUGAGUUUCAUGGAAGCUCAUUUGGAGACUCCAACACCAAAGUACUUCAGGGUGGUUUACUGCAAUGAUUGGGUGCCCAGGUUACCAAAUGAUGAUAAAACUUUCUCGUAUAAGCAUUUUGGUGUGUGCCUGUACUAUGACAGCUUCUAUGUUGAACAUAAAAUGGAUGAAGUGCCAAACAAAAUUUUCUUCGGGUUAAGGUACCUCAUUCCAGAGUAUCUAAAUGCGGUUUGGGAGUUAAUCCGAAGCUUAACAAUGGGUUACACCCAUGGACAAGAGUAUAAGGAGGGUUGGUUUUCCAUCUUGCUCAGGAUACUGGGACUGGUGCUUCCUGGCAUUUCUGCACAUUGCCCCAUAAAUUAUGUCAACUCUGUGAGGCUUGGAAAGGAGCGUGUUGUUCAGAUGUCAUCUUUCUAGAGAGCUGCUUUUGCUAAUGAUGGGUGAUUGCACUUGGUAACUCAUGGAAUCAAGAGGUCACUGGAAAUGCUUUCAUCAGUGGGCAAAAUAAUAAGGUAGCAUUGCAUUCUUUUUUUUUUUUUUUUUUAAAUUAUUAUGCUCUAUAAUGAAUGUCUUUGACUCUAUUUUUCUGUUCAAAAUCUUCUUUUUCAAUAACAGGAUUAUAAAACCUUCA
Messenger RNA from Mangifera indica (mango), 2073 nucleotides. Its product is annotated as triacylglycerol lipase OBL1. Gene Ontology annotation, biological process: lipid metabolic process. The record is from RefSeq and is a predicted model, not a curated record. The transcript is spliced from 5 exons. Bases 237 to 1859 code for a protein of 540 amino acids. Lineage: Eukaryota; Viridiplantae; Streptophyta; Magnoliopsida; Sapindales; Anacardiaceae. Gene Ontology annotation, molecular function: triacylglycerol lipase activity.